AUGGAAUCUCUGGGCAAUGAAUAUGACCUGCAUGGUAAUCGGGUUAAUCAAGGACUUAGUGUCUAUGGAAAUAAAGGAAUCACAGAUCAACAUGCAACAACUAUAUUCAGCAACUGA
This is a messenger RNA of Lathyrus sativus (Indian pea), 117 nucleotides long. Lineage: Eukaryota; Viridiplantae; Streptophyta; Magnoliopsida; Fabales; Fabaceae. The record is from the annotation of a GenBank genome assembly.